Molecule: messenger RNA, 1702 nt
Organism: Episyrphus balteatus (marmalade hoverfly)
Lineage: Eukaryota; Metazoa; Arthropoda; Insecta; Diptera; Syrphidae
Product: BTB/POZ domain-containing adapter for CUL3-mediated RhoA degradation protein 3
Exons: 3
Coding region: 251-1090 (279 amino acids)
Biological process (GO): protein homooligomerization
Molecular function (GO): protein binding
Source: RefSeq, a predicted model, not a curated record
UGCCCGUUUACGUCCUAGAAUUUAAUUUUUUUUCCAUACAGAAUACAUACAAAAACGAAGAAAAAACUACAAACAAAAUUUAAGAAUUAAACACAUUUUAAUGAUAAAUUGUUAUUAAACAAAAUUAAAUAUAAAACCUUAAUAAUCUCUAUUAAAUUGAAUGAUAAGUGCAUCAGCAGCAAAUUGCUGAUUUAACUUGAUAUACAGCCACAAAAUUGAGGGCACUAGCAGUGGUCUUAUAGCUAGCGAUAUGUCUGGCGAUCAAAAAACCCUUCUCAAGGGUCAUCCUUCGCAAUAUGUAAAAUUGAAUGUGGGAGGUCGUUUGUUCUAUACAACAAUUGGCACUCUCACCAAACAUGACACAAUGUUGAGUGCAAUGUUUAGUGGUCGAAUGGAAGUUCUUACAGAUUCAGAGGGUUGGAUACUAGUUGACCGUUGUGGUUCCCAUUUUGGCACCAUACUCAAUUACCUCCGAGAUGGAACAGUGCCACUUCCAGAAUCACACAAAGAAAUAGCCGAACUCUUAGCCGAAGCCAAGUACUACUGCAUAACCGAUUUAGCCAUGUCCUGUGAGCGUGCCCUCUUGAGCAACCAAGAACCCAAGCCCAUUUGUCGCAUCCCGCUGAUCACUUCCCAAAAAGAAGAACAACUCCUGAUAAGUUCAUCAGCCAAGCCAGUAGUCAUACUACUGGUCAACCGCCACAACAACAAAUAUUCCUACACAAGCACUUCGGAUGACAAUUUGCUCAAGAACAUCGAACUGUUUGACAAGCUCUCUCUGCGUUUCAGUGUUCGCAUCCUCUUCAUCAAGGACGUCAUUGGCUCGAGCGAAAUAUGUUGUUGGUCAUUCUACGGUCAUGGCAAGAAAGUUGCCGAAGUCUGCUGUACAUCGAUAGUCUAUGCCACCGACCGAAAGCACACCAAAGUUGAAUUCCCUGAGGCCCGCAUCUAUGAGGAAACAUUGCAGGCGACGUCAUCGUCUCGCGGUGGUGUUGGUGGUUCCGGCAUGCAACAGUAUACCAGUGACGAGGAAGAAGAACGCACUCAUUUGGCACGACUGCGCUCCAAUAAACGCAACAAUCCCACAUGAUUUGCAAAUCAGCUUAAGGUGGGACCCCAAGCUAAGGCGACAAGUCCUCACCAUAAUUAAACUGCACUACCGGUGGCUAACUACUGCCAAAGAAGUGAGCGCAAUUUUCAAAACAAAAAAUCAGAAUUAAUCAAAUCCAUAUAAUUUGCAGUUGUGUAGCAAAACAAAAAAAAGAAAAGAUAAAAUUAACGAUAAAAUUGAAGAGAAUCAACGAAAGCCAUUUCCCAAGUUUCAAAUGCUUUUGAUAAGAAUUUAUUCUCCCGAAUGCCCCCACUCGAUUCCGAACACGAUGACCUACACAUUUUAAAAAUUCUAUUAUUUAUUUUCUUUUUCCCAACUUAUUGUUUAAAUACGAAAGAGAGUUCUCUGAUUGAGUACGAGAGAAAAGAAGAAAAAAAAAAAAACUGACUGAAAUAUUGGACAACUUGUUUUUUUUUUUUUUUUAUUUGUUUAUCCGUAGAUGAUAAUUAUUUUUAUAUAUUAAUUUCACUUGAUGUAUUAAAGUUUGCAUUAUUAAAAAUAAACACCCUGCCUAUAUUGUGUGUGUGUUAAUGCGGAUUUAUCUUAAACUGUUAAAUUAUUUUUUUAUUGUAAUAAAUGUACGAGUAUUGU